Klebsormidium nitens is the source of this 2249-nucleotide messenger RNA. The record is from the annotation of a GenBank genome assembly. Lineage: Eukaryota; Viridiplantae; Streptophyta; Klebsormidiophyceae; Klebsormidiales; Klebsormidiaceae.
AUGGUACUGUCCCAAAGGUUCCGGAGGCUGCAGGAGAGAAGGUCAGGCUUGUGGUGCAAAACUGCCUUGCGACCUUUACAUAAGAGGAACAUAAGAGGAGAGGAAAAAGCACCCGUGAUAACCUGCAGUAGAAAGGUUUACCCCCCGACUCUGAAGAAACUUCAAAGGACCAUGGCCAUGAUCACACCAACCCUAAUUAUGAGGAUGCUGAUCCUUGUGACCUUGUACGGCCUGACCGAUCUCACCAUGCUUCUCCUCUCCGGAAACAACUUGUCUGGCCCCAUCCCCCCCAGGCUCAGCAACCUAACCAAGCUCACCGACCUCGAUCUUUCUGUAAACAUUCUCUCCGGCCUCAUCCCCCCGGAACUCGGCAACCUGACCAACCUUACCCUCCUUGAUCUCCAUCGGAAUGCUCUCUUUGGUUCGAUUCCCCCCCAACUUGGCAGCCUAACCAACCUCAACAUGCUCAGCCUCCCUUACAACAACUUGUCAGGUCCCAUACCCCCCGAGCUCGGCAACCUGACCAGCCUCACCGUCUUAUACCUCUUCGACAACACCCUCUCCGGCCCCAUUCCCCCUGAGCUCGGCAGCCUGACCAGCCUCACCGUCUUAUACCUCUCUUCCAACGCCCUGUCUGGCCCCAUUCCUGCUGAGUUGGGCAACCUAACCAACCUCACCGGCCUAUACCUCUCCCGCAACAACCUCUCCAGCAUUCCCCCUGAGCUCGGCAAACUGACCAGCCUCACCGAUAUAAACCUCUCCGGCAAUAACCUCUCCAGCAUUCCCCCUGAGCUCGGCGGCCUGACCAGCCUCACCAAUUUAAACCUCGCUGGCAACACCGCCCUCUCCGGCCCCAUACCCCCCGAGCUCGGCAACCUGACAAGAUUAACAUACUUAUUCCUCCCAUAUAACAACCUCUCCGGCCAGAUCCCCCCCGAGCUCGGCAGCCUGACCAACCUCACCCACUUAUACCUCUUCAACAACGCCCUCUCCGGCCCCAUUCCUUCUGAGCUCGGCGACUCGAACGCGCCUACUACCCUUGGCAACCUGAUCAACCUCACCAGCGUUGACCUCUCCUACAACAGCCUCUCUGGCCCAAUUCCUCCAGAGCUCGGCACCCUGACCAAGCUCAGAUACUUCGCCCUCUCCAACAACAGCCUCUCCGGCCCCCUUCCCCCCGAGCUUGGCAGCCUGACCAGCCUCACCAGCUUAUACCUCUCCAACAACAGCCUCUCUGGCCCAAUUCCUCCAAAGCUCGGCAACCUGACCAAGCUCGGAUACUUCGAGCUUUACAACAACGCCCUCUCCGGCCCGAUCCCACCUGAGCUCAGCAACCUGACCGACCUUAACGAACUUUCCCUCUACAACAACGCCCUCUCCGGCCCGAUUCCUCUGGAGCUCGGCAAAAUGAGGAACCUCGAGUUCUUAGACCUCUCGAACAACAGCCUCUCCAGCCGAAUUCCUCCUGAGCUCGGCAAAUUGAGGUACCUCCGCUACUUAGACCUUUCCAACAACAGCUUCUCUAGCCGAAUUCCUCUUGAGCUCGGCAGCCCGGAUUCGGACCUCGCCUACUUGUACCUCCACAACAACAACCUCUCUGGCCCGAUUCCGGCUGAGUUCGGCAACCUGACCGCACUCACCAACUUAACCCUCUACGAGAACGCCCUCUCCGGCCCGAUUCCUCCAAGUCUCCUUCGAUUUGGCAACACAUCUUUCUAUCCUGGAAACUCGGGACUCUGCUGCACCAACUGCAGCGCCGACUUCAACUCGCAGUGCCCCAAUCCACCACCUCCGGAGCCAUCAUCGUCAUCAUCUCCUUCAGUCGGACCCAUUGUCGGUGGAGUUAUUGCGGGAGCUGCUCUCGUCCUGGCCUUUGCAAGCUUAGGGUACUGAAUUUACCGUAGAAAGACUCGGAUGUCAGGUUUUAGGGUUCGUGACACAGAGGUGGUUGCUUUCUAGGAGUUGGGCCGGCGAUCUUUCGUUUAGCCGGUUACGGGGCCUGUUAAAAGGAUGCCCACAGUAUAGGCCCGGUAUGUCCGUCUGACAUAGAACAAAUCACAGAUAGUGACUUAAGAAACUUAAGAAACUCACAGGCCCGGACUCUCAGUAUUGAAGCUUCCGACUUUUUUAUUAGGUUUUAAGUGAUGGAAACCUAGUGGGAGACUUGAACCAUCUAGAUUUUGAUUAGAGGGCCGGCCAUCGUGGUGUGUAUGUGCGGUUUAUCUCUGAGAUUUAUUCACUCAAUCGCG